Penicillium longicatenatum is the source of this 1302-nucleotide messenger RNA. RefSeq names its product 8-oxoguanine glycosylase OGG1. The transcript is spliced from 3 exons. Bases 1 to 1302 code for a protein of 433 amino acids. Gene Ontology annotation, cellular component: nucleus. The record is from RefSeq and is a predicted model, not a curated record. Gene Ontology annotation, molecular function: damaged DNA binding; 8-oxo-7,8-dihydroguanine DNA N-glycosylase activity. Lineage: Eukaryota; Fungi; Ascomycota; Eurotiomycetes; Eurotiales; Aspergillaceae. Gene Ontology annotation, biological process: base-excision repair; nucleotide-excision repair; base-excision repair, AP site formation.
AUGGCUUUCUCAGAUUGGCGCAAGCUGCCGGUCAGCUUGUCAGAGCUCUGUAUUAAUACCACUCUACGUUGUGGUCAAUCUUUUCGAUGGCACAACAUUGCCGAAAGUGAAGAAUGGCGAUGCGUCCUUUAUGGGCGCCUGAUCUCUUUGAAACAAGAUUCAAGCUAUCUAUACUAUCGCACCUAUCAAUCUCGAUCAUCUCCAUCUCUCCCAACCCCACCUGCAUCGGAUUUACCCUUUCGCGCGCAAUCAGACACAGAAUCCAGUGACAUGAAAGACGACCACACCCUUCGCAUAAUCAAACAUUACCUUAACCUUUCAUCCAAUCUGGGUGAUCUGUAUGCGCAAUGGUCCUCUGAUGACCCUAAUUUCAAGAAAAAGGCUCCUCAAUUCACCGGAAUUCGGAUACUGCGCCAGGAUGCGUGGGAGGCCUUGGUCUCAUUCAUUUGCAGUAGCAACAACAACAUCUCGCGCAUCUCUCAGAUGGUGGAAAAGCUGUGUCUUCACUACGGGCCAUUCGUUGCUACAAUUGAGGGCCGCGCCUAUCACGACUUCCCGACACCCGAGGCAUUAGCUGGCAAGGAUGUGGAAGGCAAACUCCGCACCUUGGGAUUUGGAUACCGGGCUAAGUAUCUUUACCAGACCGCUGUCAUGGUGUCUCAAGAGCGAGAGAAAGGAUGGUUGGAUGGGCUUUCUAACCCAGAGUCCCCUGCAUUCGGUGUAGAGGCAAAGCCGGGUGAUGAGAUGAGACCCGAAGGUCGCCAAAAAUACCGAGAUGCCCAUGAGAGCUUACUGGAACUUCAAGGUGUUGGGCCCAAGGUGGCAGACUGUGUUUGCUUGAUGGGUUUGGGAUGGGGCGAAUCUGUGCCCGUUGAUACUCAUGUAUGGCAAAUUGCCCAGCGAGAUUACCGCUUCGGCAAGGGCUCUCAUAAGUCCCUGACAAAAGCAACAUAUGAUUCCGUGGCCAACCACUUCCGCAAGCUCUGGGGCCAGGAGGCCGGAUGGGCGCAAAGUGUGCUUUUCACAGCCAAUUUGCGGUCCUUUGCAGAUCGACUUGCAGCAACAAAGGUAGAAGUAGCUGUGAAAGAAGACGAUUCAAAGGUUGAGAUUAAAACUGAAGUCACGACAUCGAUGGCUUUGACAGCCCCCAAGCAUGAGGACGUCACCGUCAAACUGGAAGAGCUUGAGAGCAAGCCCAUUGUCAAGAAAACUGUAAAGAAACGCAAGGCAACACCAGACGGAGUUAUUCAUGCUUCGCAGACAAGCGAAACUCGACGGACAUCCAAGAGACUUCGACGUUGA